AUCAAAAAAAAAUCAAUUGCAACAUCCUCAUCAAUUCCAAUCUACUAUCACUUACUAUCCCAAGACUUGAUCAUCCGCCUACUACUUUGUCGUCAUUCCAAAAGGAAUCCAAGAAACAACAAAAAACAACACCACGCGAAUUUUUGAGAAACGUUGGAAUAUCGGAAUUCGUGUCAUACUCAAACAUGUCGACUGCACGCUCCACAUCCACAUCUACACCGGAAAAGGACACAAUGUCGAUAACUUCCUCGUCGACCAUGACAAGUACAAAGUCGCUUCUUCGAUCGCUGCUCCCGUCCAAGCGGGACAGCAAGGCGACAAAGACGGAAGCUGCAAAGUCGAAAGCUACAGAGACACCGGCGGAAAAGGCGGAGAGGAAGUUGACAAAGGCCGAGGCUUUGCAUGAUUGGGCGUUGCAUCGGUAGAAAAGGAAACGAGUAACAAGGAGGUGAUAUGGGAGAGAUGAAGCGAUGAAUGAGGGACGCAGUUACUGGUUAGUUCUGGUGCAGAUAUCCUGGGGUUUGAGAACCUCCCCAAUUCGUUUUCCUU
Molecule: messenger RNA, 549 nt
Organism: Bipolaris maydis ATCC 48331
Lineage: Eukaryota; Fungi; Ascomycota; Dothideomycetes; Pleosporales; Pleosporaceae
Source: RefSeq, a predicted model, not a curated record